UUCCCACCCAAGUGUCGUCCAGGUAUCAUUUUCUCCUUGUUGUUCACUGAACCUUAAACAAGGACGAAAUGAUUGAGGUGCACUCUUGGGAAGCCUAAUACACCCCUGAGUGAGGAAGGGCCAGUACACGCAUGUACGCACUUGCGCGUCUCGUAUUUUGGUAUCACUACGCCGCGCGCUCACAACAAUUGCAGAUCGCCGAUCGCCGAAGCUCGACAAUCGACAGUCGUCGAUGGAGUGAUUUAUGGUGUCAGUUGGUGUGUUGUGCAUUGUUAUUGACGAAAGUUCAUUACUCGCUUUCAACCGUCAUACUGACAGGAUACUGUGGUUAUCUGUAGCUCUAGUUUUCUAAGAGUCUUCAAGAAACGACCCAUAAUAUAAAAUGACUCCUUUACAAAAAGCACGGCAGUGUAAGAACACAGGAAAUGUAUAUUUCAAGGAGGGAAAAUAUCAUGAAGCUAUCACUCAAUAUAAUAUAGCAAUCGAUGUUUGUCCGAGAACAAAGGCGAACAUGAAUGACCUCGCGAUUUUUUAUCAAAAUAGAGCGGCUGCGAAUGAGAAAUUGAAAAAAUAUAGUGAUGUAAAGGCAGAUUGUACAAAAGCGUUAGAGUUAAAUCCAAAAUACAUGAAAGCUUUUUUACGUCGAGCACGUGCUUUAGAGCAAUUAGAAGACUUGGAAGCUGCUUUGGACGAUUUGAAUACCGUGCGGAUUUACGAACAUUUUUCUAAUAAAACUACAAAUGCAAUGGCAGAUGAAAUCUUGGAAAAGCUUGUAAAACAAUACGUCCAGGAAAAUUUGGCAAACAUAAAGUUUACAAUGCCAAGUAAGGAGUUUGUCAGAAUGUACAUUUUAUCUUUUCCUAAGGAUCCAGUAUUUUCUAGACUUCAACAUCCAGAAAACAUUCCAGAAUUUCUCAAGAAACCAUUACAAGCUUUAAAAGACAAAAAAUACGAUGAUAUAAUACCGCUGUGCACAGAAGUCAUUCAACGACCCGAAUUUGAUACAUUACCUUCAUCUAGACUAGAGGUGUUAUUGUUGCGAGCUACAUUUUAUACACUCUCGAGCAGCGUCGAUUCUGCAAUCCAAGAUUUUGAACAAAUAUUGAGUAGCAAAGAUGCAUCUAAUGACGUGAAGACAAACAUUUUGAUAAAGAGAGGAAAUUUACACGCGAAACUUGAUAAUUUUGGAAUGGCUUUCAAAGAUUUCGAAUUAGCCAUUAAUAUGAAUCCCAAUUAUAGUGAGAUCUACUAUCACAGAGGAUUGGUAUAUAAGUUUAUGGGUAGAUUGGACGAAACUAAGCACGACUUGGAGAAGACCAUUGAAUGUAAUCCAAACUUCUUCAUGGGAUACAUGCAAAAAUGUUACUUCGAGUAUUAUAUUGUAAAAGGAGUAUACGAUUUUGUUACAGCAGAACUAACGAACAUUCAAUUAAUCAAACUUUUGAGAAACUUUAAGAAAAGCUUCGUUAAAUUCCAAAAUUCUUCUGAAUAUUCAUAUUGUAAUUUAUUAUAUGCUGAGAUUAUGAUGGAAAAUCAACAGUACAAAACGGCUGAUAAUUUUCUUGCUACAGCAAUGGAAAAUGAUCCAGAGAACGCAGUUUUCUGUGUGAUCAGAGCAAUAUUUCAGUUGCAUUGGAAGAAUGAUUUUGAUAAAACUGUGGAGCUUCUAAACAAAGCAUUAGAUUUGGAUGAGAAAUGUGAGAUGGCGUAUGAAGCAUUAGGAUGUAUCGCAGCGCGAAGAGGAAAUUUAGAGGAAGCAGUGAAAUUUUUUGAUAAAGCUUUAAUAUUAUGUCGUACAUCCACGGAAUUGACAGACAUAUAUAACUUGAGAGAGGAUGCAAAAUUACAACUUAAAAUAAAGAAUAGUCCAGACUCCAACAUUCUCCAAUCCUCUACACGAUUCGAAGUCGAAUUCUCAAGUUGUGCAUAUAAAGUGAGAUUGAAACGACAUUAAAAAUAAAAGACCAUUAUCGGUAAAGUACAAGAACGAAAUUUUAUGUUAGUAUUUCAAUCUUGGAUACGAUAUAAUAGUUGCAUUAUUGUAACUGCAUUAUUUUAUAUUGAAAGAUUUAAGUUUGUAAUAACAGUUUAUUUUGAACUGCGUUUGAUCUAUGAACUACAAAAAAUGUUAAUGAUAUAAUAUACAAGUUAUUUUAACAAGUUAUAGAUUGAUCAAAGCUUUAAGUUUUAACAACAGAAAUUACUGAACGA
Messenger RNA from Wasmannia auropunctata (little fire ant), 2211 nucleotides. RefSeq names its product mitochondrial import receptor subunit TOM70-like. The transcript is spliced from 8 exons. The record is from RefSeq and is a predicted model, not a curated record. Bases 383 to 1954 code for a protein of 523 amino acids. Gene Ontology annotation, molecular function: protein binding. NCBI's taxonomy places the organism in Eukaryota, Metazoa, Arthropoda, Insecta, Hymenoptera, Formicidae.